AUUUAUUAGUGUAUCAUGGUAAUGGUACAAUGCAAGGUUGGCAACUUACACUGGCCUGGCUGUGAUGCAUCAAUUCUGAUCGAUGUGUCUAACUCGGCGUCCUUAGAGCCACCAGAGCUGGGAGCAAAAAAGAACUUUGGGAUUAGAAAGAGGGAAUCAAUUAACCAAAUAAAAUCAAGGAUUGAAGAAGAAUGUCCAGGGCUAGUCUCUUGUGCUGAUAUUAUAGUGUUGGCUGCUAGAGAGGCAGUGGCUAUUUCUGGGGGUCCAAGAAUAAUAGUUCCUUUAGGUAGGAGAGACUCAAUCUCAGCUUCAAGCUCUGAAGAUGCUGAUGCUUCCCUCCCUGCACCUGAUUUUGGAGUUGAUGACGCUCUCAGCCUUUUCGCCAAGCUAGGGAUGACUACUCGGGAAACAGUUGCCAUUAUGGGGUCACAUACUUUAGGAGUCACACAUUGCUUAAACAUUAUGGAUCGUUUGUACAGGCCAUCUGACGUGAGAGGGAGCAACAUGGAUCCUAGAUUUGAAGCACUCUUGAAAUUCAGCUGUCCUGAAAACAUACCCUUUUCUCAAAAUAUAAGUUUUGUGCUUAAUGAUCCUUCAACAUUUAUAUUUGACAAUUUGUACUACAAGAAUUCUCUGCAGCGCCGAGGUGUGCUAAGGAUUGAUGCAGAGUUGCCCCUAAACACUCGAACAGCAGGGAUUGUGGAACAGUUUGCAGCUAAUUCUGACGAUUUCUUUCAAGAAUUUGGUUCUGCUUUUUUAAAGCUCUCAUAUGCAGGAGUGUUAACUGGUAAUCAUGGUAUAAUUAGGAGCAUGUGUAACUUUGUAGACAAUUAAGGACUAAAUUUCGUAGUCAUGAGUUGCUACCUAGCAGCCUGCACUACUGUAUUUAUCACUAAUAUGUUGUUAAUUAAGAUCAUCUUGUUAUGUAUGUCUAAAGCUAUGUUGUGUACUUAAAUUUGAUUUUAUGAGAACGAAAGAAAUUCGUAAA
Messenger RNA from Chenopodium quinoa (quinoa), 988 nucleotides. Its product is annotated as peroxidase 29-like. Gene Ontology annotation, biological process: hydrogen peroxide catabolic process; response to oxidative stress. The record is from RefSeq and is a predicted model, not a curated record. NCBI's taxonomy places the organism in Eukaryota, Viridiplantae, Streptophyta, Magnoliopsida, Caryophyllales, Amaranthaceae. Gene Ontology annotation, molecular function: heme binding; peroxidase activity. The coding region runs from base 16 to 834 and encodes 272 amino acids. The transcript is spliced from 3 exons.